ACAUCUGGAAAACAUUGAGGAGAGAGACAGUGUGGACGAGCGUGGGACUGACAAAGGCAGAAUUCUGUGAGAAGAAAGGCAUUAAACAUAGGUGGAAUUCUUCAAGAUAGAAAUUAUGUUUACAUUUCAAGCCUGUGGAAAAACGAGUUAAGCUGUAAAAAGAACGCGUUUAAGUUCACUCAGGAAGGAGGAAAAACUGAUUCAGGGGCCUGGCCUGUUCAGAGACCAAUUCUAGGACAUUUGCCAACCUAACAAAGCAUUAAGGGAGUUUGGCUUUAAGCGGAGUGUGACAAGAACUGAAAGAAAUAAAAGUCAUCUUCAGGAUGUCUGUUUCUCGGAGGUGCUUGUGCUGCGUUAAAUAUUUGAUGUUUGUCUUCAAUCUUAUCUUCUGGCUUGGAGGAUGUGGCUUAUUCGGCGUCGGGGUCUGGCUUUCCUUCAAACAGGCAGAGUUUUCCUCUCUGCCCUUGUCCUUCCCAUCACUUUCAGCUGCCAAUGUGUUGCUGGUUGCUGGUGGUAUCACGAUGGUCACAGGAUUCCUGGGUUGCCUCGGAGCUCUAAAGGAGCAGCGCUGUCUUUUGUUCACUUUCUUUGUAAUCCUGGUGAUUCUGAUCCUGACAGAGAUCACCUUGGUGCUGAUUUUAUAUUACCUCCAUGACCAGGUGGAGUUACAUGCCAAGGGUGAUUUAAAGGAUGGUAUGAAGAAAUACAAUUCAGAACGCGAACUGCAAAAAUCCUGGGACAAUGUGCAGAAAAUGUUCAAAUGCUGUGGAGUGAACAACAAAACAGACUGGUAUGAAGUGCUGAACGGAACCCUGCCCUUAUCCUGCUGCAUUGGAGCAGAGAAGGAGACGUGUAAAGUAUGGAAUGAGCAGGGGUGCUAUGAGAGGGCAAAAACCCUGCUGGGAAAACACAUCCACCCCAUCCCCGUUGGUGUGUGCAUCGGUAUUGUACAGAUUUUGGCCAUGGUGUUCUCCAUGCAGAUGUACUGUCAAAUUCUUCAUGCUGAGAAGAAUUUGGACUAACAGCGGGGUACCAUGCGUUGACUGGGCAUAAACUUCAAGGGGGAAACCUCCAGAGGCUUCUACGUUGCUGAAGGACACUUAAAAUCUUAAGAUUUCUUUACGGGGUCUAGGACAUGGCCCAGAAAUCAUAAAGCUUGUGACAGGGUCCCAACAAUUCCAAUUUGACUUUUGCUGUUAAUGGAUAUGUUCAGUUACUACAAGGAUGUAGAUUGGUCCAAAUUUGUUUGUUUUUUUUGUCUUUAAAUGCAUCAACUUGAACACAUUUGUAUGUAUUUUAUUAUUAUCCAGUAAAUAUGUAAUUAAAUACAAAUUUGACUAGUCAGCAUGUUUAUUGUAUACAUAAACAAUGCCUUUAAAAUGCUGCUUAAUUACAUUUGAUUGCCGCGUUACAUUCUUCUUUUUAUAUGCAAAUCCCGAAUUAAGGGUGCUGUAGUUUGUACGAUGCAAAGUUUUAGCUGGAGGGAAAACCCACUGUCUUUGAAUUCUCUGCUGAUUCUGUGUCCCGUUACUCAGUCCCCGCUGUCUCGUGCUGAAUAAUCAAAUUUCCUCACAUAAGCAUUCAUGAAUGACUAUCAACUGUGCCUUCUGUUCUACUCAUCUCAAAUAGCUGAAUGCAAUAUCAUUCUGCAGUGUUUUCAGAUUAUUUGCUGGUUAAGAUGUUUUGAAGCAAAGACUAUGUUUCCAACUGUUUCACAGGGUAAACUAGUUCUGCAGCCUUUCUGUCAGGUUCAAACUGAAAUUACAUGAUUGUAAAUGUUGCAUUUGUUCAUAUUAUUGUGGUCAGUUUCUAUAAAUUAUAUUCCUUCAUAAAAAAUGUGUUAAGAUUAUCAUGCAGUAUCUCCUUUAAUUUUGUCACAUCAUUAAGGGUAAAUUUAAACUUUUCAUUUAAAUUAAGUGACACACAGUUUGUUAAAGCAAAUUAGGAGGAGACAUCUUUAAACAUUGGGUCUAUGGUGUUGCUUAACUAGAAUCUGUGUGUGUCUGAAUGACACAUGGAGUAUAUUUUUUUUCGAUGUUUGAAUAGGCAGACAAGUGAAUGUUUUCAAUUAAAAAAAUGUUGAUGUUGAAAUUAUGUGUAUAACUAGUUUGUUUUUCAAUGUCAGAGCAUAGCUGGUCAAAGGACUCUAAAAGAAAAAAAAUUAAUCAAAUAAAAACUUGUUAUAUCAUCACAUUAAAGUAAAUAAAACUAUACAAUCAUC
This is a messenger RNA of Fundulus heteroclitus (mummichog), 2221 nucleotides long. RefSeq names its product tetraspanin 4b (gene tspan4b). Lineage: Eukaryota; Metazoa; Chordata; Actinopteri; Cyprinodontiformes; Fundulidae. The transcript has 8 exons. The record is from RefSeq and is a predicted model, not a curated record. The coding region runs from base 324 to 1022 and encodes 232 amino acids. Gene Ontology annotation, cellular component: membrane.